AUGGUGUUUAGGCUGAUUUCAAGUAAUUGGUACUCAAUGCUCAUAAAUGGACAAACACAUGGUUUCUUCACCUCUUCAAGAGGAGUUAAACAAGGAGAUCCACUAUCUCCUACUUUGUUCAUUAUAUCAGCAGAAGUUCUCUCUAGUAGUCUAAAUGCCUUCUUAGAAAAGGACAAAUUCAAACCAUUUGGCAUGCCUAAGUGGAGUCCUCCUAUUAAUCCUCUCUCAUAUGUUGAUGACACCUUAUUAUUCUUGUCUACAGAGAAAGAGUCAGUUAAACUUAUGAUGAAGAAAAUUCAGCAGUAUGAGGAAGUGUCUGGACAGUUAGUCAACUUGAAUAAGAGUGCUUUCUAUGUUCAUCAUAAAGUUUCUCAAACUAUGAGUAUGCCUUUGCAUAUUCUUUCUGCUAUGAGCCCACCAAUUGGAGUGAUUAGACACAUACACAGGCUUCUGGGUAGAUUUUUCUGGAAUUAUAAAAGUGAUACAAGGUGCAGACAUUGGAUUAUAUGGGUGGCUGCUUGUCUACCAAAGGAAGAGAGUGGCCUUGGUUUUAGAUCAGUUUUUGACAUGUCAAAUGCUUUGUUUACGCAAGUUAUGGUGGAACCUAAGAACAAAGCCUUCUCUAUGGGCUUCAUUCAUGAUCAACAAAUAAGACAAGGAGAUGCUAGUCUCUGGUUUGAUAACUGGACUUCACUAGGUGCUUUAUAUCAUAUUAUGGAAGAAAAUCAUACAGAAGAGGAGAUUGAAGUGAAACAGUUUAGUAGUGGAGGAGAACGGAAUUUAGGUGCUUUGAGAGAACAUCUUUCUGAGGAUAUUGUUCAACAUAUAGUGCAAACUAUCUCUCCUCCAGUAGAUAUAUUGCCUUUGGACAAAACCUGGUGGAUGUUGGAACAAAAUGGUAUCAAUAUUGAAGGCUUGCAGCUUAGUCAAGUGAUCAUAAAAUGCUGGAAAUAUGAUGGACCAACUAAGGUUCAUAAAACUAUUUGGCAACUGGUGAGGGUCAAGUUUCCAAGGCUAGCUCAUGUACCAACAGGAUGGCCAGAGUUGUUGGAUUACUUAGAAAUAUGGAGGCCAACUUUGCAUUACAAGAAAAUCAUAUGGCAAGCACCAGCAGAAGGACAUAUAAAGAUCAACACAGAUGGAGCUAGUAGGGGUAAUCCAAGACCAAGUUCUUAUGGUUUUUGUUGCAGAAAUCACAAUGGAGACAUUAUAUAUGCACAGGCAGCACAAAUAGCAGACACAACCAAUAUGCUCAAGAGAAUACUAGAAGGAAGCAGUUCAACACUAUGGCAUCUUAUUACAAUAAUAGAAGACAUACAGAUGUUUAUACAAUUAUGUUCAGUAUAUAUGCAGCAUAUCUACAGGGAAGGAAACAAGAUUGCAGACUACUUAGCUAACAUGGCUUUGGACACAGGCAGCAAGUUGGAGAUAAAUGGAUUUCAAGAUCUUCCAAGCACUGGCAGGACACUCAUCAACAUGGACAAGAAUCAAAACCCAAAUUUGAGGAUUAAGACCAAGAAGAUUUCAUGA
Lycium ferocissimum is the source of this 1530-nucleotide messenger RNA. RefSeq lists its product as uncharacterized. The transcript has 6 exons. The record is from RefSeq and is a predicted model, not a curated record. Gene Ontology annotation, molecular function: nucleic acid binding. Lineage: Eukaryota; Viridiplantae; Streptophyta; Magnoliopsida; Solanales; Solanaceae. Bases 1 to 1530 code for a protein of 509 amino acids.